AAAUUAGUAUCUCAUUUCUCUAUGAUUCUUUUCUCAACAGAGAAGUCAGUAAUGGCUAAAGGAAAUAAGACCAUAAACAAUGAGUUUAUCCUCAUGGGAUUUACUGAUCACCCAGAGCUGAAGACCCUUCUGUUUGUGGUGUUCUUUGCCAUCUAUCUGAUCACCAUGGUGGGGAAUCUCGGCCUGAUGAUAAUAAUUGCAAAAGAUCAUCGUCUGCACACUCCAAUGUACAUAUUUCUAGGCAACCUCGCUCUUGUGGAUUCUUGCUGUGCCUCUGCCAUUACUCCUAACAUGUUAGGGAACUUGUUUUCUGAAAACAGAAUGGUUUCCCUCUAUGAAUGCAUGGCACAAUUUUAUUUUCUUUGCACUGUUGAGACAGCAGACUGCUUUCUUCUGACAGCAAUGGCCUAUGAUCGCUAUGUGGCCAUCUGCAACCCACUGCAGUACCACACCAUGAUGUCAAAGAAACUCUCUGUUCAGAUGACCACAGCAGCCCACAUAGCUGGAAAUCUGCAUUCCAUGAUUCAUGUCGGGCUUCUAUUUAGGUUAACUUUCUGUGGCUCUAAUCACAUCAACCACUUUUACUGUGAUAUUCUUCCUUUGUACAGGCUCUCUUGUGUUGACCCUUAUGUCAAUGAACUGGUACUACUUAUCUUUGCAGGCUCAAUUCAAGUCUCUACAAUAGGUAGUAUCUUAAUAUCUUAUCUCUAUAUUCUCUUUACUAUUUUCAGAAUGAAAUCUAAAGAGGGAAGGAUCAAAGCCUUUUCCACCUGUGCAUCCCACUUUCUGUCAGUCUCAUUAUUCUAUGGAUCUCUUAUUUUCAUGUAUAUUAGACCAAAUUUGCUUGAAGAAGGGGAUAAAGAUAUAGCAGCUGCUAUUUUGUUUACAGAAGUAGUUCCUUUACUAAAUCCUUUUAUUUAUAGCCUAAGGAAUAGGGAAGUAAUAACUGUCUUAGGAAAAAUUCUGAAGGAAAAGAAAUCGCAAAAACUUUGAAACAAAUGAUAUUUACUUCAGCUUAAUGAUUUAAAUUCAGAAAAAUUUUCC
Molecule: messenger RNA, 1044 nt
Organism: Phacochoerus africanus (Common warthog)
Lineage: Eukaryota; Metazoa; Chordata; Mammalia; Artiodactyla; Suidae
Product: olfactory receptor 5K1-like
Exons: 1
Coding region: 22-993 (323 amino acids)
Biological process (GO): sensory perception of smell; G protein-coupled receptor signaling pathway
Cellular component (GO): membrane
Molecular function (GO): olfactory receptor activity; G protein-coupled receptor activity; odorant binding
Source: RefSeq, a predicted model, not a curated record